AUGACGUCUCGUGUUCGGUUGUACUCGAAACCGGUUGAAGAAGACUCUGAAUACGAUGAGGACAAUCAGCGGAAGCUCUACGAAACUGAGCUGAACGAGGAUGAACUUCACGAGGUGUAUCGAGUUCUGAAGUACUUUUUUCCCUCUUCACUGGGAUACUGUUCAUUCCUGUCUAGUUACUAUCAUCGUUACAAGAAUAAGUCGUAUGUGCGGAGGAACGACGUCGGGAAAUACUGCCAAGUAUGCAAGGCAAAGCGACUGGGAGUACGAUCAAGAGGUCUUCCAAGUGACCUACAGCUUCGUAAACUGUGGAUUUUGCGCUUUAAUUUGGAACCCGAGCGAGCUGCUGAGCUGUGGGUGAAGGACGCGUUUUCUGAUAAUUCACACAGUGGCGAAGUUUGCUCGAUUCACUUCCCGGAGUACGAUGAUGACCUUCGUACUUGUCGCGAAUUACUUCCACUCGAUAUGAGGCCACCACAUGUGUUAAUGCAGACGAUGUGGAUUUUGGCAAUAUGGUUCUCACUUGUGUAUUCUGUAGUUCCCGGAGAACUUUGAAGUCCAUGAUUCCUUUUGUUAGAGCACGUUCUCGUCGUCGUCGUUGGAUCAGCGCUCUUAGCAAUGGCGACUCACAUGAGCUCCGUGAAGCGCUGAAAAAUGGAGCGACUAAAUUUCUGUGUGACUGGCAUUUUGCGGAUAACUGCUUCUCUGUAAACACUUACGGUGAAUGGAAGUUGAGGAAGGAUGCUUUACCAAAUCCUACUGUAAAUGGCCUACAGGAGAACUACAAUCAGGAGCCUACAACAUCUACUAGUGCUCUUGAUGUGGACUAUUUCGAAGAUUAUGUAGAAACAGACGUUGAGUAUUCAGAUGAUAGCGAUUUUGAGCUGGAAAUCAUUAGGAGGAUGCAAAGCAGUGUCAACGUUGUUGUGUCCAAAGCACGUCAUUGCGUGUUCUGUCAUGUUGUUGUAUCAUCAGAUAAAUCAAAGACACAGCAUCGACCGCGUACAUGGCCAUACGAUGAUGUGAAACACGAAAAAUAUUUAUCCAUAAUGCGAUGGCCUAAGCAAUUCGAAGAAGAAAUUCGUCGCCUUUGGGUUAGACGACGUAUAGAGCCGCUCAGUUAUCCAAAAUUGACUAUUUGUCAAGGACAUUUAGAAGAUGCGGGUAUCCCUGAACAAAUUGAGUCAUGGUUGUCCAAGUACUGUGUGCUAUGUGAUGAAGAACUCGGCGAUAAGAACCUUCUACUACCUUUUCCUGUGGAACAAAGUAGUAGAAUUUCAUGGGCGAGAAGCCUUUUUUCGAAGAAACCGUGUAAUACUCUUCUACAGAAACAGCAGCAAUGGCUUCGUGAGCGAUUAACACGUGGUGCAGCUACUCACUACCGUCUGUGUCUGUUCCACUUCCCUAAAACAAGUUUCAUCGAAUCACAUGACUGUUUUUAUUUCGAGCAAUCAUCUCAAAUCCCUCGUGGUCCUCACGGUGUAGUAAAAUGCCCUCUUUGCGACACAUGGAAUAUUGAGUCAGAAACUACACAGAUCCGCACACCCAGAGGAGCAGCUGAGCGAAAUUUCCUUGUUGAAGUCCUUAUCAGCGGAGAUAAACCGACACUCCGAAAGGGCGUGGGAAAGUUGUCUGCGGAAUCGUCAACCAUUUGUAAGGUACACUUACCUGAUUUGGAUCCCUUUGAACUGAUAGCAGAGCGAAAACUGGUCGCUUCCGUCACAGUGCAAUGUGUAGUAUGUUCGAGGUAUGAUCUUGCACAAAAUAUGACUCCUUUUCCAUAUGACGCUGCGAAACGGACUAUGUGGGUGGAUUCUAUGUCUCGUAGAAGAGGGAACCGAAUGCGUCUGCUAAAUCGGUUGUCACUGGAAGGACGGCAUUACAUUUGUCCCUGUCAUUUCCAUCCUAAUUCACUUCGGUAUAGAAUAUGUUGUGUUUAUCUUGUGUUAGACGUUUGUCGGGAAAACUCAGUUAUAGAAAAAAAGAAGAAAUGGACAAAAAGAUUGGUGCAUUUCAAUAUUAUGCAUAUAUUUGUGCUAUACGUAUAA
Angiostrongylus costaricensis is the source of this 2048-nucleotide messenger RNA. The record is from the annotation of a GenBank genome assembly. Lineage: Eukaryota; Metazoa; Nematoda; Chromadorea; Rhabditida; Metastrongylidae.